Phodopus roborovskii (desert hamster) is the source of this 4290-nucleotide messenger RNA. It is a transcript of the gene Rngtt, whose product is annotated as RNA guanylyltransferase and 5'-phosphatase. The record is from RefSeq and is a predicted model, not a curated record. Lineage: Eukaryota; Metazoa; Chordata; Mammalia; Rodentia; Cricetidae. Gene Ontology annotation, biological process: 7-methylguanosine mRNA capping; protein dephosphorylation. Gene Ontology annotation, molecular function: mRNA guanylyltransferase activity; mRNA 5'-triphosphate monophosphatase activity; ATP binding. The transcript has 16 exons. Bases 154 to 1947 code for a protein of 597 amino acids.
GAAGUCGCAAUGCAUUGUGGGCUCGCCGGGAACCUCGGAGUCGAACCUGAAUGAAAGUGGCGCGCCGCUGAAGAGCCGGGUGGGGCAGCUGGCGCUGGGGUUCGGGCCGCUUGCUCCAGAGCGGUCGGCUAGGUGGCGGUGUGCGGCGCCGACAUGGCUUACAACAAGAUCCCGCCGCGGUGGCUGAACUGUCCGCGGCGCGGCCAGCCGGUGGCAGGAAGAUUCUUACCUCUGAAGACGAUGUUGGGGCCGAGAUACGAUAGUCAGGUUGCUGAAGAAAACCGGUUCCAUCCCAGCAUGCUCUCAAAUUAUCUAAAGAGUCUGAAGGUUAAAAUGAGCUUGUUGGUGGAUCUGACAAAUACUUCAAGAUUCUAUGACAGAAAUGACAUAGAAAAAGAAGGAAUCAAGUAUAUCAAACUUCAGUGUAAAGGACAUGGUGAAUGCCCCACGACUGAGAAUACCGAGACAUUCAUUCGCCUGUGUGAAAGGUUUAAUGAAAGAAGCCCACCUGAACUUAUAGGUGUACACUGCACCCAUGGGUUCAACCGUACUGGUUUCCUCAUAUGUGCCUUUUUGGUGGAGAAAAUGGAUUGGAGUAUUGAAGCAGCAGUUGCUACGUUUGCCCAAGCCAGACCACCAGGAAUCUAUAAGGGUGAUUAUUUGAAGGAACUUUUUCGUCGCUAUGGUGAUAUAGAAGAGGCACCACCACCACCUGUAUUGCCAGAUUGGUGUUUUGAGGAUGAUGAUGAAGAUGAUGAGGAUGAAGAUGGAAAAAAGGACUCAGAACCGGGCUCAAGUGCUUCCUUUGGUAAAAGGAGAAAAGAACGGUUAAAAUUGGGUGCUAUUUUCUUGGAAGGUAUAACUGUUAAAGGUGUAACUCAAGUAACAACUCAACCAAAGUUAGGAGAGGUACAGCAGAAAUGUCAUCAGUUCUGUGGCUGGGAAGGGUCUGGGUUCCCUGGAGCACAACCUGUUUCCAUGGACAAGCAAAAUAUUAGACUUUUAGAGCAGAAGCCAUAUAAAGUAAGCUGGAAAGCAGAUGGUACUCGUUACAUGAUGUUGAUUGAUGGCACAAAUGAAGUUUUUAUGAUUGAUAGAGAUAAUUCAGUAUUUCAUGUUUCAAAUCUGGAAUUUCCAUUUCGUAAAGAUCUCCGGAUGCAUUUAUCAAAUACCCUUUUGGAUGGAGAAAUGAUCAUUGACAAAGUAAACGGACAGGCUGUUCCAAGAUAUUUGAUAUAUGACAUAAUUAAAUUCAAUGCACAACCAGUUGGAGAUUGUGAUUUUAAUAUUCGUCUCCAGUGUAUUGAACGUGAAAUCAUAAGUCCACGGCAUGAAAAAAUGAAGACUGGACUCAUUGACAAAACACAGGAACCAUUUAGUGUCAGACCUAAACAAUUUUUUGACAUCAAUAUUUCAAGAAAGCUUCUGGAAGGAAAUUUUGCCAAAGAAGUCAGCCAUGAAAUGGAUGGACUUAUUUUUCAGCCUAUUGGAAAAUAUAAACCUGGUCGAUGUGAUGAUAUUUUGAAAUGGAAACCUCCCAGUCUGAACUCUGUGGAUUUUCGACUUAAGAUAACAAGAAUGGGAGGAGAAGGGUUGCUUCCUCAGAAUGUUGGCCUUCUCUAUGUUGGAGGUUAUGAAAGACCCUUUGCACAAAUCAAGGUGACAAAAGAACUAAAACAGUACGACAACAAAAUUAUAGAAUGCAAAUUUGAGAACAACAGCUGGGUCUUUAUGAGGCAGAGAAUAGACAAAAGUUUCCCAAAUGCCUACAACACAGCCAUGGCUGUGUGCAACAGCAUCUCAAACCCUGUCACCAAGGAGAUGCUGUUUGAGUUCAUUGACAGAUGUGCAGCAGCUGCCCAAGGACAGAAGCGAAAGUAUCCCCUGGACCCUGACACAGAGCUCAUGCCACCCCCACCACCCAAGAGACUGCACCGGCCAACCUAGUCCCUGCCUCCGACCUCAAUGCUCCAGAGAAAAGAAGAGUGGGAAGAAUGCUGCUGCCUCGUUUUCACAGCCAGAAAAUUAAAGAGACAAAUAAGGCUUGGUACUGCCAUGUGUCUUAAGGGGAGACAUGUAGCCAACCUGUAUAUAUUUGGUUUCUCAGAACUACAGUACAUCAUGGACCUAAAUAUUUUAUUUAUACCUGAUAAAUUCAGCCUUACCUUGUGGAGUCUGAAGAUUGAAAUAUCCAAAGGUUUAAAUCAGAUUCAAGUCAAUGAAAUAGAGGCCUUGUUUGUAUGUGAAUCCUUUACAUUUGAUUCAUAGCAAUCUGAAACUGUGAGCACAUUGAGUUUUUUAGAAGUUGGAUUUUUAGUUUCCUCUUUAAAAAUGUAGGCAGUGGUGUUAGAAAUUCUCAUUGUCUCUUAUCAUGGAUUUCCUAUAUUUCUGAAUUUGCUAUAUUCUGAACAAUGACAAGGUCAAGUAUUAUGCACAUUAAACAUUUUGGUCUGGCUAUAUACCAUCUUAAGGGUUUUUUGUUUUUGUUUUGUUUUGUUUUGUGAGGGUGGGAUGUAAAAGUAAAACAGUAACAGCUCCUUUUUUUUUUUUUCUUUUUCUUUAUGAAUCCUAUUCUUUCUUUAGAAACUACUUUGAGUGUUUACCAUUUCUGUUGUUUGAACCACAGUGUCAGAUGUCUGGUGUUCCCAUAUUGGCAGUGGUUUUCAGUUACUUUGUGGCACUUAGAUAUAGAGCUCCAGGUCCUUUAUGUGCUGCUGUCCUGGGAACAUUGCUUCUUUCAGACACCAGGGCUCCUUCUGCUUUACCUCAGUGGGAUCAUCAUCACACACCACUCACUGUGAUCUCUGGGAGCGAUAUCAAACAUAAAUGGUGUUGUGUUAGUUCCCUCAAACAAAACAUCAGAAGCAAUAGCAGCUUAUUCCUUUAGUUAGAAGGUAAUGUAAACUGAACAAGGUGUUGUCUCUAGGAGAUGCUGUCCUCCCACCCACUGGACAAAUGCAAAUGCAUUGCAGAGACUGAUCGUGGAGGAGACGAAGAUGUUGCUUCCACGGUUUCAGUUGCAGCUGUGCUUGGGGGAUGAUAUUUUAGUGAUGCAACUGCAUUUCAGUGUUUGCUAUAGACAAUAGGUUUCAAAGGCAGCUAAUGGUCCCUGACAUUGUAUGAAACUGUUCUGAUUGGUGUGUGAGGGAACUCAGAAUUAGCUACUAGCAAACAGCUUAAUGUAUUUAUUUUUAGAGACACAGGUUUUAAGUGUAUGUAUUUAAAACAAAUUUUCAUGAUCUGAAUUUUUAUAUAUGUAUAAGCAUAUAUGUGAAAGUAUAUGCAACAGUGUAUAUUCUUGUACUGAUACAACCAGAAAUGAAAAUCCAGAUGUGUUACCUAGCAGACUGAGUAUGUGAUGGAAUUUUUAUUUGACAUAGCACAGAGGAACCAAAACUGUAUUUAUAUGAACCUGAGUUUUAACAUUUUUAAACAAACUUUUUCUUCUGCAGUGCUUUUCUAUAUAGAAUACUAGGGCUGUGCUUGGGUUUAUGCCCCUGUUGUUUCUAAGUUAUGUAAUGUGCAGCAAAUUUAUUCAAAACACUGUUUUAAUGUUUUUGCCCCCCCCCCCAGAUUGCUUUUGUAUAUUUGGGCACUUAAGGAAUUUAAACAUCUGACUGCUACAGUGAUUGUUGAGAGGAAAUUGUCUUUUACACAUUGGAUCUGAAACUGCCUGUGGAGUCCAGACAGUGUAGUAGUGUAGUGCCUGCUUCUGGAGGGUCAGUGACUCUUAUGUCAUGGAUGGUCUGCUCCUAAGCUGAGUUCUUUUUCAGAUACAAUAACAAGCUUUUACCAAUGAUCUCUUAAUAGAAUUAAAAUGCUUGUGGUAACUCUAACAUUUCAAGUGAAUCUUGUGAAAAGAACAUUGCAUAGGACUUACUUUUUCAGUUUGUCUUUUAAUUAUGGUAGCAUUAUAAUGAUUGGUCUUAAUAAGCAGAUCCCAUGUAGUUCCCAAACACACAGCCUCAAGUAUCAUAACAGUCACUUAGGUAGUUGGGUGAAACCUGGAGGCAGGACUUGGACAUCUUGAAGGAAAUUUGUCCCUUUUCAGCUCAUGUUACAAUAGCCAUUUUCUUUAGCCAACAUUUUCUAGACAAGAAUAAGAAGACUGUAUUCCUGAGUUACCGCAUGGAAAAGCUUGCUUUUUGUUUGGGGAAAAAAAAAAAAAAUAUGGAUGACUACUGCCUACAGAGUUCCUUUGCUUUCCAUGAAAUGCUCAGAAAUGCCAGAACAUUCCUUCUCUAAUUGUGUGUCAGUGUGUAUUGUAAUAAAACUACUAAUGUAAAAUAA